GUUUUGUUUUUAUGAGGCGGCCGUAUCAGCUCAGCGAUACUGCGCUGUCUCAGUGGUGCCAGCGGGACAUUCCAAACUUCCCUCUCUCAGAGUUCGCCACGCAAAAUCAGUCUGCAUUAAUAAUAGCUUUCCAGUCCACCACCAAUCUCAUUGCACAAAGCGAGUACAAAUCUCUUCUCUGGUCUUCCUUUCAAUCUUCAGGUCUGAAUAUUCUGAAAAUAUGCGAACAGUUGCGCAAACCACUUUGUUCAGACCCAAAAAAUCAGACGUACCAAGGACUGACUCUUAAUUUGUGGUCGUAUAUAUGCUACCUGAAUAUACUUGUUAUUGACGGUGCAGGCGCGAAUGGGAUAUUUGACGUGGGUAUAUUUCAAUAUGCUGUGGAACAACCGCAAAGCGUCUGCAGAUUUCUAACCAAUGAGGUACAAAACAAAACAUCCAACAAGUCACGCUCGCGACCCUCGGCAAAGAGUUUUGAUGAAGAUAAUGACGAAGGAGAUAGUGGAAGUCUGAGGUCUCCCCAGAUAGGGAGCCUCCUGCAGCUGGUGAACAAACUGGUCACAGUGUUGAAUCUGGUCAUGGAGAGGGUAUCUCUUGCUCAGUCCGAUCUCUCCCAACAUAUGCUAGUGACGAGAUUGGCAAGUGCACUGCACUAUUGCACGUAUUCGAAACCAAAGGAGCUCUCAAAGAUCCUGGAUGCUAGACUGUGUCUGAAAGUGUUAGGAACCUACAUGACAAACCCCAUCCACCAACUGACCCUGAAACAGGACAGCAUACUGAUGAAACACCUCAUGUCGAUUGUGGUGAUGAGGAACCCAAACCAGCUGGAUGGAUCCACAGCACAGGCUACACUGACACAGCCAGUGGUCCGUCUGGCCGAGCUGACUGUCCAGCUGAUUCGCGAUUUGAUCCAGGAGAAACCAGAAGCAUCGCAGAGUGCCUUCAUUCUGGCUCAGCAUGUGACUGUGGGUGUAGUGGACAAAAUGGAAUAUCGGAGCAAGACAGCGGACUCCUUGGUGUCUAUCAUAUCACUCUUUCCAGAGUACUGCUACGAAGUCAUGUCCGAGUGGCUAUUCAGUAAACUACACAGCUCGAAGCAAAAUGAAAGACUGUUUGUGCUGGAAGUUCUCGAAAAACUACUCAACUUCAGCUCAAGUACUGGUACUGAAAAUAGAAUGAACCUGGACCAUGAACAGUUAGUCGGAUCUAUACUUGACCGAUGUUCAGACAAAGUACCUUCGAUCAGGGCCAAAGCGUUCAGUUGUAUCUCGACCAUGUGUAAGCUGAGAAGCGAAGCAAUUUCAACAGUUCUCAAGACCAAACUAAGAUCUAUGCUCUGCGAUGGUUCAGAAAAUCAGGGAAGUGAGGAGCCCUAUAACAGCGCUUCGACGAUGCCGCCGGAUUUGGACCCGAACUUGCACGAUAGUGGCGCUAUCACGCUUGGCGAGAAUGAAUCGUGUUUCGAACUUAUCUUUUUGCCGAGUUGUCGUGACGAGAAGUGCAAUGUACGUAAAGCGGCACUUCAAGCUUUCGUAGACGUAGUAGUGUGUUUAUUAUCGACAAGCUCAGCUAAACAGCUGAUCACUGCUGCACUAAAUGAGGCCUCGACGGAUGCUACGUUGGUAAUUAGGAAGCAGGCAAUUGAAAGUAGCACGAAAUUGUUGCAUGAGUUCGCUUUGGAGCAUCAGUUCAAAGAAGCGUGGCUGGUCAAUGUUAUGCCGCUGUUCUCUGACCCCGAGAAGGCAGUAGUAGAGCGAGCCAUUUCAGUAUUCGAAGUGACAGUCCUCACUCCUCUCAGUCGUAUGGAGUCCUCUGAUGAUCUCACUUGUUCCUCGGAAGUCCUCAUGGCCUGGAGUCUACUCGACAUCCUGACCCUAUCUGACAACUACAUGUACUUCUUCCGACUGGGUGCAGCUGAAUUAUGCGGGCAAGUUCUACAACCGUGUGUGGAAAAAUUGGUGGACUGUGUUAGAGCAAAGAGACACGAGGUGUCGUGUUGGAUGCUACUAUCUCGAAUCAUGAAGACAAAGGAGUGGAAAAUAAUUGCCAAUGAGGCGUUGAAAGAAGUGACGAGCAACCUAACGAUGGACAACUCAAUCGUUGAGCAGAAUGACAGAUUCAGACUGUCUUUCAUCGUGGACAUCCUCUGCUUCUCAUCCCCGAAGUCAAUCCCGAAAGCAGACAUGAGCAGUGCAGUGAAUUCUCUGUUGGCUGUGGCGGGAAAAGUGUCACUACCAUUGCACUGCGCAACAGAUAUUUUGGGCGCUGUGAGUGUGAUCACGGAAAAAUAUGAGUUACAAGAAGUGUUGCAGAAUUACGCCAUUUUUACAGCAGAGGGAACAAAAGAAGCAAUAAAAACCUAUGACCCCUCCGUGUAUCUAAUGGACGAACCAGCAUUCGACAACGAGAGCUUCAUGCGCAAACUGUUCAUAGUCGGCCAACUGACCUUCUGCAAUCUGCAAGAGUGUUCAAAUGCUCUUUCGUCCCUGAAGUCUUGCUUCAAACCACUUCUGAAGAUGAUGCAAAGUUUAUUAAGUAUUCGGAAGCAAAAUGCUGAGAAUCCGGAGCUGGAUGAUGAACAUAUGGCGUCUGUUCAGGCGGUGGGCGUGAUCGCCAUUGGAAACAUGUGUCUAAUCUUCGAAGAGUUCAAUAAACAAGGAGCCGAUUUGUUGGGAGAUCUGAUCGCCCCUUCUACACAUGACGACUACCGAGAAAAUUACUGCUCUCUGAAAGUAGCCAACAACGCUAUAAUAGUUCUCUGUGACCUAUGCAAGCGAUACACGCAUACAGUGGAGAGGUUCCUGCCCCGAAUAUACAGAUAUCUAGCAUGUCCAGAUUCAUUCCUGAGAUACCAGACACUAGCUGUGGUGUUUGAAUUGCUCCAGAACGAGUACAUAAAGAUACGCGACAGUCUUUUUUUCAGAAUGCUGACUUUGUACGUGGAUGAGACGGAGAAAGUGGCAAGACUGGCCGAAUACUGUUUAGAUCACAUGGCCACCAGACACCGCUCCCUCUUCUUCACCCACUUGCCAGAGACGCUCUUCUUCCUCAACGAACACCACACUCAUCCCAAAUACAACCAGUUCCCCAAGGAAGGACUGGUUCGCUCGGGGCUCGGUGAAACUCCAGAAGGAAAUGAGGAGAUCCAACCGGAAAUGGAAAUUCCUGUAGCGGUGUCAGCUCAUCAGAACAAGCGGCUCCUCGUCUACCAAUUCCUAGCACAGCACCUCAGCGAACAGCAGAAGUUUCAGCUAAAAGUGCGGCUGAUGACAGAAGUGGUCGGAUGUUACGUGAAGAGUUCUGGGCCGGUUGAGCCAACUUUCGAGAAUAUUCUAUCGGAUGUUCUGAAGCUAUUCACGUUGAAGGCGAUGAAAACAGUAUCAGGUUCACGGGAGAACACCGACCCUGAUAACAACUCAGUUGAACCUAAAAGUAAUUCCGGGCAAUCUGUUACUGAAACUUCAUCGACCACGAGUUCAGCUAAAUUCACAGAGAUGGUGCGAGAUGUAACAGUGGAGCAGUUUUUACCAGUGAUGCUGAGUUUGCGUGAAAAACUGAAGCAAGAGCAAAAAGAAAAACUUCUUGUGGAUGUUUUGACUUGCUUGGGCGAUAUGAUUAAAGACUACAAAAAUGAUCUGGGUAGAAUUUUGGACAGAGAAGAAACAAAAUCAGUAGAAACAGAGAUUAAACAAAGUCAAUAUGUACCGAUACGUCAAUACAAGAGACUUAAUUUAACGUCGACAUUCGAUUACUCUCUAGCGUCUAACUUGACCGGCGUUGGCUUUGAAAGUUCAUUCUUUGGCGCUUCUUCAGUUAGCGGCUCAACCAGUGGUCUAUAUCGCCGACCAUCGAGUGUUUUCAGCCGAACAAGCUCGGGCGAAAUUUCCAUAUCGUACCGACAACGCGAGUCGCUAACUUGUGCGUCGCCAGUAGUUGAAAAGGAAGCUGCAAUUACGAACAUGAAGCUGUUGACGCCGAUUGAGGAAGCAAGUCGAGAGGGCUCGAAUAGCCAAAGUCAAAAUAUCCUAAGCCAAAAUAUCUUGAGCCAGAAUGUGCUUAGUCAGCCAAUUAAUAAUGAGAAUGCUGUCACAUCUACGCCUUUUAAGGCUGGAAGAUCAACCGACAAUCCGUGAUAAUUGAGGGUUGCCUGAGAAACCAUACGAUUAUUGCUUAAUGUCUCGAAAAAUAGGCCAUAUCACGUUUAAAGUAGUUAUUACUUAAAAAAAGAUCUACACGUUCAAAGAAAACAUUUAAAAAAUCUAACAUGAGAGAUUUCUUACCUAUUUUUUGCGACGUCGUGUAUUUUCCUGGCUUCUACACAAAUAUAUCUAUUCGCUGAUUUUAAAAUGUUUUAAGAAUUGUUAUGCGCGUUUUGUUUCUUGACAUUUAUUGAAAAUGGUCGCCGUUGAAUAAUUUGUUUUGUAAUUAUGUUGUAUUUGUAAGUUGGGUUAGUUUCGAAUUGAUAGUUGUUAUGAUAGUUUCUAACAAGUAUAUGCUCGAUAAUUGGUUGAGUGUGUAUAAGUUAUAAUAAGACUUGAUUCUAAUCGAGGAAAUGGUAAU
Messenger RNA from Symsagittifera roscoffensis, 4560 nucleotides. RefSeq names its product condensin-2 complex subunit D3-like. Gene Ontology annotation, biological process: meiotic chromosome condensation; mitotic chromosome condensation. NCBI's taxonomy places the organism in Eukaryota, Metazoa, Xenacoelomorpha, Acoela, Convolutidae. The record is from RefSeq and is a predicted model, not a curated record. Gene Ontology annotation, cellular component: condensin complex; condensed chromosome, centromeric region. The coding region runs from base 12 to 4133 and encodes 1373 amino acids. Gene Ontology annotation, molecular function: histone binding. The transcript has 12 exons.